Mangifera indica (mango) is the source of this 2124-nucleotide messenger RNA. Its product is annotated as polyamine oxidase 2-like. Lineage: Eukaryota; Viridiplantae; Streptophyta; Magnoliopsida; Sapindales; Anacardiaceae. The transcript is spliced from 10 exons. The record is from RefSeq and is a predicted model, not a curated record. Gene Ontology annotation, biological process: polyamine catabolic process. The coding region runs from base 391 to 1863 and encodes 490 amino acids. Gene Ontology annotation, cellular component: peroxisome. Gene Ontology annotation, molecular function: polyamine oxidase activity.
ACCAGCAAGAAGUCGCCCAAGCACCCGGUCCAUUUUCUCUCUACAAAUCUCUCUUUAAAAUCUAAAGCUUUCUUCGUCUCGUUUUCAUUCCGAUUUCUGUUCAAAAACUUUGAUAUUCUGCUGAUCGAUUCUGAAAACGAUCUGAUUCGGCGAAAUUUUGAACAAAAUUGGACAAGAAAUUCUGCAUGAGCUGGUUGAGAAAGUUGGUUUGGAACUACUUGUCCUCAAAUUCGAACCAUUUCAUUAUUUUUAUCCUUCGUUACUCUCCUCGGUUACCUCCUUCUUUAUUAUUUAAUUUUGCAAAAAAACCAACUGAACCGUUAUUAUUGAUCAACAUACACAAAUAUAUUCAAAGUAUCAUUAAUCAUCUGUUAAUUGUUUAGUCUUACCAUGGAAUCAACAAACAGGAGUAAUCGUCAAUUAAGCAGAGCUCUAUGCUAUUCGAAUGCGGAUAUGAGGCAAGCCAGGUCUCCAUCUGUUGUUGUCAUUGGCGCUGGCAUGGCUGGACUUGCAGCGGCUCGUGUUCUCCAUGAUGCGUCAUUUAAGGUUGUCCUUUUGGAAUCUCGGGAUAGAAUCGGUGGUCGAGUUAAUACAGAUUAUUCGUUUGGUUUUCCCAUUGACCUGGGUGCAUCUUGGCUGCAUGGAGUCUGCAAUGAGAAUCCACUAUCACCAGUGAUUGGGAGGCUAGGGCUACCUCUAUACCGCACUUGCGGUGAUAAUUAUGUGUUAUUUGACCAUGAUUUAGAAAGCUAUGCGCUUUUUGAUAUGGAUGGAAAGAAAGUUCCUCCUGAAUUAGUCACGAAGGUUGCGGAGGUUUUUGAGACCAUUUUGGCUGAGAUGAAUAAAGUAAGAGAAGAAUUCAGUGAAGACAAGUCAAUGCUACACGCAAUUUCAAUUGUUUUUGAAAGGAGGCCAGAAUUAAGGUUAGAGGGCCUUGCCUAUAUGGUGCUUCAGUGGUAUCUAUGCAGAGUGGAAGGCUGGUUUGCCGGAGAUGCUGAUACCAUCUCUGUUAAAUCCUGGGAUAAGGAAGUACUGCUCCCUGGUGGUCAUGCGAUCAUGGUUUGGGGCUAUCUGCCAGUUAUAAACACUCUAGCCAAAGGCCUCAACAUCCGCUUAGGCUGCAGGGUUACUAAAAUUGAUAGAUGCUUAAAUGAAGUGAAGGUAACUGUAGAAGAUGGAACUACGUUUGUGUCAGAUGCUGCCAUUGUUACUGUUCCUCUCGGUGUGUUGAAGGCGAAGGCAAUCAAGUUUGACCCAAGGCUCCCAGACUGGAAGGAAGCAGCCAUCGAUAACCUUGGAGUUGGGAUUGAAAAUAAAAUAGUGUUGCAUUUUGAUAGGGUGUUUUGGCCAAAUGUGGAGUUCCUGGGAGUAGUUGCAGAAACAUCUUAUGGAUGCAGCUACUUUCUAAAUCUUCACAAGGCUACAGGUCAUCCUGUCCUUGUUUACAUGCCUGCCGGGCAGUUGGCCAAAGAAAUUGAGAAGAUGUCUGAUGAAGCUGCUGCUAAUUUUGCUAUUAUGCAACUCAAGAAGAUCCUUCCUGGUGCAUCUGCCCCGAUUAAUUAUCUUGUUUCUCACUGGGGUACGGAUGCUAACUCACUUGGCUCCUAUAGCUAUGAUACAGUAGGCAACUCUCAUGAUCUGUAUGAAAAGCUUAGAAUUCCUGUGGACAACUUGUUCUUUGCUGGGGAGGCAACAAGUAUGAGCUAUACAGGGUCAGUGCAUGGUGCAUUCUCGACUGGACUGAUGGCUGCUGAGGACUGUAGGAUGCGUGUCUUGGAGCGAUAUGGGGAGGAAGACUUGUUUCAGCCAGUCAUGGGUGAGGAGUCUCCUGUUUCGGCACCGCUUUUGAUCUCUCGAAUGUAACUUUUAAGGAACCCUUAACCCACCUCGUCCUCAUUGCUCAAAGGUACAAUAGUAUAUUGCUGCAGAUAUAUGUAAACAUGGGAUCUGGGUCUGGCUAGCACACAAAUACGGCAUUUAGAAAUGGUCAGUCAAUUUUGCGAUGAACUUGUGUUUGUGUAUUUUCCUCUUUGUGUCUGACCUGGAUGCAUUGUUAUUUGGACAAUAAUAAUAAUAAGUGGUGUGUUAUUUUGUAUUAUUUAUGGAUGCACUUUUUUAGGUUCA